Echinostoma caproni is the source of this 264-nucleotide messenger RNA. The record is from the annotation of a GenBank genome assembly. Lineage: Eukaryota; Metazoa; Platyhelminthes; Trematoda; Plagiorchiida; Echinostomatidae.
AUGCGGCUACUACAAGGAUCCAUCACACUACAUACCAUCAACGAUAUGCCAAUCACCUCACAUCUUCAACAUUUGAUUGUACAGUGUUCCGGUAACGUUGGUGGCAUGAAAGUACCGUCAGUGAAGUUGGAAGUGGACGGUGGACCUAUUUUCCUUAAACGAUGCGUCCUCCCAUACGGUCAACGGGAAGGUGUCCUGAAAGCAUUACAGAACAUGGAGCANUUGAAUCCAGUGCCUGGGCGACCCCGAUCGUCGUGGCGAUGA